GAAGCGGUGGGACAGAGAACUUUGUCCCUCCUCGGCUGCCGUAGUAGCUGUAUCUGACGACAGCGUUGGAAAGCGCUGCUGCAAGUGAAACAAACAUGGCUGGCAAAGGAGGAAAACAGAGCCGUGCUGGUCCGGGCCUCUCAGGGAGAAAAGGUGCAGGUGAGCAGGAGGAAGAGGAGCAACCACUACAGGCGGUUUUAGUCGCUGACAGCUUUAACAGGAGGUUUUUCCCCGUGACGAAGGACCAGCCGAGGGCUCUGCUGCCGCUGGGUAAUGUUGCCAUGAUUGACUACACCCUGGAGUUCCUCACUUCCACCGGGGUGCAGGAAACAUUCGUCUUCUGCUGCUGGAUGGCCAGCAAAAUCAAAGAGCACUUAUUGAACUCCAAGUGGUGUCGACCCACCUCUCCAAACACAGUCCACAUCAUCACCUCAGAGAUGUACCGGUCCUUGGGUGAUGUGCUCAGGGAUGUUGAUGCAAAGUCGCUUGUUCGCUCAGACUUUGUGCUGGUCUAUGGGGAUGUGGUUUCCAACGUUGACGUCAGUCAGGCGCUGCACGAGCACAAGCAUCGUAGAAAGAUGGACAAGAAUAUAUCAGUGAUGACGAUGAUCUUCAAGGAGUCAUCACCCGGUCACAGGUCUCGCUGUGAGGAAGAUGAUGUCAUUGUCGCCACGGACAGCAAGAGCCAGCGGAUCUUACACUACCAGAAAACACACGGGCUGAAGAAGCUACACUUCCCCAUGAACAUUUUUCACGGUGGCAGUGAUGAGUUUGAAAUCAGACACGACCUGCUGGACUGUCACAUCAGCAUCUGUUCUCCACAGGUCGCUGAGCUCUUCACAGACAACUUUGACUACCAAACCAGAAACGACUUUGUCAGAGGGAUACUGGUCAAUGAAGAGAUCCUCGGGAACCAGAUACACAUGCAUACCACCAAGGAUGGUUACGGUGUGCGAGUGUCCAACCUCCUCAUGUACGACUCUGUGUCGUCAGACCUUGUGCGGCGGUGGGUUUACCCGCUUACGCCUGAGGCAAACUUCAUCGACCAGAAGGGACGCGGCUGCACCUAUUCUCGGCACAAUGUCUACAGGGGGUCCGGGGUCAGUCUAGGUCACGGCAGCCAGAUGGAGGAGAAUGUCCUCAUUGGCUGCGACACCAGCAUCGGAGCUAACUGUUACAUUUCUAACAGUGUCAUAGGAAACAAUUGCACCAUAGGUGACAAUGUGAAACUGGACCACGCAUACAUCUGGAGUAAUGUUCACAUCGCCAGCAACGUGGAGAUCUUCCAGUCUGUGGUCUGUGACAAGGCUGAGAUCAAAGAGGGUGUCAAGAUGAAUAAACAGUGUGUCCUCGCAUAUAAUGUGGUAAUUGGGCCAAACAUCUCUCUGCCUGAGGGCACCGUGGUGUCCAUGCACCACCCAGAUGAGGAGGAAGAGGAUGAUGAUGAUGAAUUCCUGAGUGAUGAUGCAGCGGUUGGUCAGAGCAAAGACAAAACCAAAAGGAAAGUGUUUAACCCUGCUGAGGUGGGACCUGAGGGUAAAGGCUACAUCUGGAAGGCCAGCAGUCUGGAUGACACAGAGGACGAGGAGCUGUCACAGUGUCUUUGGGGUCUGGUGUUGAACCCUGACCCUGAGAGUGAAAGUGAGGACAGCGAGUCUGACGGUCCUGAUGAUCCGGUGAUCCCGUCCCCGGAGAUGGACGAUGUUAAAGUCUUCCAGUUGGAGGUCCUGGGGACUCUGCAGAGAGGUCUGGAGGAAAACAUCGGCUACGAUAAUCUUGUACUUGAGAUCAACUCUCUGAAGUAUGCCUACAACAUCACUCUGAAGGAGGUGAUGCAGAUUUUAACCAGAGUGGUGUUGGAGUAUCCUUUCCAGCAGCAGGGCAACCAGAUCACCCCGUCACAAUACGUCACACUUCUCCUCCCUUUACUGAAGAAAUGGGCUCCGGUGUUUAAAAACUAUGUGAAGAGAGCUCGGGAUCAUCUGGACUGCCUCGCUGCGUUUGAGGAACACUUCCUGGAGCAGGAGAGUCACUGGACUGCGAUGGUCAAGAUCCUGAUGAACAUGUACCAGCUGGAGAUCCUGGAGGAGGACAUGAUCCUGCGCUGGUUCUCCCAGGAAGCCACAACAGACAGGAGCAGAAAGCUGCGCAAGAACCAGGGGCUUCAGAAGUUCAUCAAGUGGUUAGAAGAAGCCGAGGAGUCUUCAGAGGAGGAAGGGGAGUAAAGAGGAGCACUUAACACAGGACGAAGAGGACUCAUUAAAUCUGGAGAUCUGUGGUAUUCAGGCAGUUUGUUCUACCACAGACAGCAGCUUUCUACAACUGACAUCACACCAUCAACACUUCAAGCUGACACACUUUUCAUCACAUGAUGCCGCGUCAUUUUAAGGGGCUGUGUGCUUCGAAUGUCGACACCCAAAUAAAGAAGAAAGACCCAGA
Notolabrus celidotus (New Zealand spotty) is the source of this 2439-nucleotide messenger RNA. RefSeq names its product eukaryotic translation initiation factor 2B, subunit 5 epsilon (gene eif2b5). Gene Ontology annotation, molecular function: translation initiation factor binding; guanyl-nucleotide exchange factor activity; translation initiation factor activity. The coding region runs from base 96 to 2225 and encodes 709 amino acids. Gene Ontology annotation, cellular component: eukaryotic translation initiation factor 2B complex. NCBI's taxonomy places the organism in Eukaryota, Metazoa, Chordata, Actinopteri, Labriformes, Labridae. The transcript is spliced from 16 exons. The record is from RefSeq and is a predicted model, not a curated record. Gene Ontology annotation, biological process: biosynthetic process.